GCGUGAAGAACGUAUCUCCAUUCCCCAUCACUCCAAAUGUUUAUAAGAAUAUUCAACGUUAACUUAUAUCACACUUAAGUAUAUACAAACUACUCACAUCUUCCAUAUAAUUAGAUAACACUUAACGAGUAGUGUUUGAGAUACCAGAAAAAGGAUCGUCCUUAAGUAAUUUUACUAAAAUAUGAAGUUUGCAACAUCAUUUUUGCAACGAUCAUGCUCAUCAUGGAAAUUUGUUACGUGUAUUUAAUUACUACUGUUGUCAACGAUUUCCUUUUCAACAUCUUUAACAGAGUUUGUGUUACUGCUGACACGUUUACUAUAGGAUAUCUGACAGGUUCUCAACGUCGUGAAGGUGAUAAUGGUUAUUCUCGACCUGGUUUAUCUAUAUCGGGUGCAAUAAGUUUGGCUGUUGAAGAAAUCAGGAAUUUACACCCCUUACACGAUAAUCAUACUCUAGAUUUUAUUGUGGCUGAAACAUACGGUGAUGAAAAUGAAAGUAUACUAAAAACUGCAAUUUUGUGGACCCAGAAUAUAUCUGUUUACUUGGGACCUCAAGAAACUUGUGUACACGAAGGACGUAUGGCUGCUGCUUUUAAAUUGCCUAUGAUAUCCUAUUUCUGCGCUCAUUAUGAAACAUCCAACAAACAAUUAUACCCAACGUUUGCAAGGACGAGACCACCCGAUACACAGAUUUCAAAGUCAGUUGCUUCUGUACUUCGAGCAUUUCGAUGGAAAAAGAUCGCAUUAUUAUAUUCCAGUACAUCAGAUCAUGAUUUUGCUAAAGUAGCAAAGACAAUCCGACAAACUUUGCAAUCACAAGGAAUUGAAAUACGAUACGUCGACACGUGGAAAGAGACUUAUCUUCAUGGUUACGGGGAUAAUCCAUUCGAUAAUCUGGUUAAGAAUUCUUAUCAAAUGACUCGAAUUUAUGUCAUCGUGGGUUAUUAUUACGAGCACGUUGGUAUGAUGAUUAGUUUACAAAAACAAGGAUUAUUAGAGAAUGGUGAAUACUUUGUCAUUGGAGUGGACGUCGAACAAUACGACACUUCUAUACCUCAACGAUAUCUAAAAGGUUUAUUGAAAGAGGAAGUUGAAGAUGAUGCCAAGAAAGCUUUUCAAUCUUACAUUGGAGUCGUUGGAUCUCCACCAAUCGGUUUCGAAAAUUUUACAUACGAAGUGAAUAAUAAAAUGAAAACUCCUCCUUUCAAUUAUUCUAAUAUUGCUGACAUUGUCGGAGGAUGGAAAAAAGUACCAGCAGAAGGUGCAUAUUUAUACGAUGCUGUAUACGUGUAUGCAAGAGCAUUGAAUAAUUGCUUAAAGGAAGAAAAAGACCCAUUUAAUGGUCAUGUUAUAUUUGAAUACAUAAAAGGCCAAACUUAUAGAAGUGCUAUGGGCUAUAUGGUUUAUAUUGAUGAAAAUGGUGAUGCUGAAGGAAAUUACACCCUUAUUGCUAGAAAGCCAUUGAACACAACGCGUGGCGAAUAUGGACUUUACCCAGUUGGAGUGUUUCAAUUAUCCGAAAAUAACAGUGCAUUUCCUAUUUUGAAACUUAUAGAUACAAUUGAUUGGGUUAAUGGAAAACCACCAGUUGACGAACCAACAUGUGGAUUCAAUAAUGAAAAAUGUGCCAUAUGGAAAUUUGCCUUUGGGAUCACUGGAGGCUUAGCUAUUGGCUUCCUAAUUUUCUCCCUUUUAAUAUACAGAUAUUGGUCCUACGAACAAGAAUUGGAUAGUCUAAUUUGGAAGAUUGACUAUAAAGAUAUACAAAUUAAUGAAUAUACACCGACUGCUGUAUCAGGAAAAGCAAAUAGAAACUUUCAUCCUUUAAUUAGAACGAGCCAAAUCUCUCUUAGUUCAAAUCCCGAUGCAGAUUUUCGCUAUUCGACAAUAUAUACUCAAAUUGGAGUUUAUCGUGGAAGAGUAUUUGCAAUUAGAAGAUUUCACAGAAAAAGUAUCGAUAUUACUAGAAAAAUGAAAAAAGAAUUAAAAACAUGGAGGGAAGAAGCUUCGUUUAUUAUAACUCAGGACACAACAAUUCAGGAUAAUCCUGGCACAAAGGUCGGAAUACAAUCAAGUUCGCCGAAUCUAUACCAUGAGCUGGAAUGA
Molecule: messenger RNA, 2106 nt
Organism: Centruroides sculpturatus (bark scorpion)
Lineage: Eukaryota; Metazoa; Arthropoda; Arachnida; Scorpiones; Buthidae
Product: guanylate cyclase 32E-like
Exons: 11
Coding region: 214-2106 (630 amino acids)
Molecular function (GO): adenylate cyclase inhibiting G protein-coupled glutamate receptor activity
Source: RefSeq, a predicted model, not a curated record